Messenger RNA from Chelonoidis abingdonii (Abingdon island giant tortoise), 1178 nucleotides. Lineage: Eukaryota; Metazoa; Chordata; Testudines; Testudinidae. The record is from RefSeq and is a predicted model, not a curated record.
AUGGACGGGGGCCCGGCCAGGAGAGCGCGGGCUCGGGCUGGGUCCGCGAGCUGCUCACACGCACAGCAGCCGGGCCGCGGGAGCCGCCAUUACAGGCCGGCCGGUGCCAGGCUUCAGUCACCUCAGAGCGGGAGCCAGCCGCCGCCGCUUCCGGCUCCGGGAGGAGACCGGGAGGCUGCGCCCCCUGCUGCGACGGAGGGGAACUACAGCCCUAGGCCGCCACUUCCCAAGCGGCGGCGGGCCAGCCGCGGGCGCUUCCGCCUCGGCCCAGCAGGGGGCGCGCUGGGGACGCGGGAGCGGCUGCCGGGCGGGUGGCUGCGGCCGGCAUCGGGCCGCCAUGGGGCAGCCGGGAAGGCGGGGUCGCCGCACCUACUCGCACCCGGUGCACGGCAGAGCAGCCUGCGGCCGCCGUCGUUCCGGGGGGCCCGGGUGCGCCGCCGAGGGUGGAGGCGAUGCAGGGCGUGCGGCCUGGCCAGGAAACCUCUCCGCCGCCUGCUGGCAGUUGUUGUUAGUGCAUUGGAAGGAAAAGAUUGCAAAGAAUCUGUGAGGGCGAUUGCAGAAAGCGUUGAUCUGUCAGAAGAGCAGCUCACUUCCCUCAUCUCUGGCAUGUAUACUCUCCUCAGAGAGGCCCUGCGGCUUCCCAUAUCGACUUUCAAACAAGAAGUUUUUAAGGAAGAUCUCCAGGAGCUUAGGAUACCAGAAGAGUUCAUCAUGGACUUUGCUAGUGUGGUCUUUGGUAACAGGCGCCCUGUUGUUGAAGCCACAACUAUGAAACAAGGAAAUAAGCUGCCAAGUGUUAAUGACAUUAAGUGGAGAGUGGAUGUGGCUAUAUCCACAAGUUCACUGGCCCGUGCAUUGCAACCGUCCAUUUUAAUGCUGCUGAAGCUUUCGGAUGGGACAGCUCAUCGCUUUGAAGUGCCAGUUGUAAAGUUCCAAGAAUUAAGGUACAACGUUGCCCUGAUAUUGAAGGAAAUGAAUGAUCUGGAGAAAAGAAGCAUUCUGAAAAUCCAGGACUGAACACUUCCAAACUGCAAAUUAAUAGAACCAGUUGGAAAACUUGAAAGAGAGUUGUGAAAUGCAAAAUAAAGAUCCAGCACCAUUUUGCAUGUAUCAGUAUUGUAACGUAACAUUUCUAACAUCUGCUGUAAAUAUUUUUCAAUUAAAGUGUUAAAAGCCUC